Molecule: messenger RNA, 3702 nt
Organism: Pistacia vera
Lineage: Eukaryota; Viridiplantae; Streptophyta; Magnoliopsida; Sapindales; Anacardiaceae
Product: protein suppressor of white apricot-like
Exons: 3
Coding region: 1410-3605 (731 amino acids)
Biological process (GO): mRNA 5'-splice site recognition; RNA processing
Molecular function (GO): RNA binding
Source: RefSeq, a predicted model, not a curated record
UCCGCCAUCUCCUCUCUGCUCCUCCGCCUCGUGUCAAGCGCCGCCUCUCGCCUUCACGUCAUCCGGAUUCCCCGUCGGAAUCGGAGCUCGAUCACGAAAGAUACCUCGAUUUACCUUCCCCGUCAGCAGAAGACAAACAAGGUAGUACUUUACACGUCAAUAGUAUAUAUUUUUUUAUAUCAAAGUAUUGCAUUUUUGAAGUUCUAUGUGUAAAUUAGGGUUUUAAUGAAAGUGUUAUUUUUGUGCUUUAAUUGUUGUAUAUAAAAAGAAUAUGUCAUUUGUUUAUUUGUCACAUUAUUGAAGUGUUACAAUCAGUUAAAGUGAAAUGUAUCGGUCAGUGUUAAAAUUGAUAUUCUCUUGGGCCGUUUGUUUGGCGACUGAGAAUACGAUUGAAAAGAAAACAAAAUAUUCAGUUUAUGUUUCAUGUCAUUUCGUUAUUUGUACUUGUUUGGUUGUAUGGAAUGGGAACUAGGAAGACAAGAAAUUUUUGAAUUUUAUGUUACAUUUAGUUAUUUUUAUUAAAAGUGUGAAGCCAGGCUUAAUGAAGAAACAUAGUCGAUAUUUCUUUUACAGAAGUCGCUUUUGAAUGCAUUAUCAGGCCAAAAAUUUGGAGCUUAGUUUUUAGUUUGUGUGGAUGUUAUUUAUUUCGUCAAUAUUCAAAAGUUGCAGGAAGAAUGGUAGUUUCCAACAGUUUCAUCUUUCAGAGAGACAAGUAAGAAUAUUCUCAUCUCUUUUCCUUUAAGUUUCUUGGGCUCUUUGCAGAUAUGGAUUGCUAUUUGCUAGUACCAUUAAAGGUAAAAUGGUUGUAUUCAAGAUCGGUUGUUAACUCUACUUUUCUUUUUAUUUCCAGAUUUGGAUGAUGGAGCCGGACCUGUGAAUGACGGUGGCUAUAAUGCUGUUCCCUUUUCAUAUGGAAACACUGGUGAAUCCACCGGUGAAAGAAAUGCUGAUGCUGAGUCUGGGUUUCGGCCACCCUUCCCAGUGCCAGAAAGUUUACUUCAAAACCUAGUAAGUAGAUGGGAUGAUUUCUAUUUAUGUCAUGAUUUUCGAUGUUGUCAGCAUAUAAUUGUCUGUUUGAUACUUAACCAGAUUGGCCGAAUGAUAGUUGUGAAAGGUGCAUUUGUUAUUCUAAGGCUUACCAUGUCUAAGUUUCAGAUACUUGGAGCAGAGAUGGAAGUUCUUGUGACCCAAGGUUGCCAUUCGUGGGCUCCUUGUUUCCUUGUGAUGUCAUGACAAGGGGCCGUGCAGGUGGGAUUAGGAUGAUAAAAAUUUGUUGCUUUCACAAAUCUUAACCCUUGAGAGCAAAUGGGAUGAUACAUAUCUUCGUAGAGUUCUGUUUCUUGAUCUUUGUGGUUAUCUUAAUAUAACCACCAACAGAGAAGCUACAUCAAAUCAUUGCAAGGACUGCUAUGUUUGUAAGCAAGCAUGGUGGGCAAUGUGAAAUAGUUUUGAGGGUCAAACAAGGAGACAACCCAACUUUUGGGUUCUUGAUGCCUGAUCAUCAUCUGCAUUCAUACUUUAGGUUUCUCGUUGAUAACUCAGAUCUUCUGAGUGAAGAAAACAAAAAUGAAAGUGGGCUUGAUCAAGCCAGUGGUAUUGGAGGAGGUGGUGCAUUGUCUUUGCUUGGUUCUGUGUACGGUUCUGGGGAGGAUGAGGAUGGUGGAGCUGAGGAUACCCCAGAACUUAAAAGAAACGAGUCUGGGAGCGCUUCUGAUUCUGUUAAUGCAGCCAUUUCAAAGGGUUCCAAACAGACAGAAUUGCCUGGAGAUAUGGCUAGGAAAGAUGAGAAAGUUUCUAGGCAUUCACUUCCUUCUUCAAAAGAAAAAGCUCCUUUGAUAAAAAGAAACCAAUCCAUUAGCGCGGUAAAGGUUAGAACUUCAAGUGGGACGAAAAAAGAAGGUGACUUGGCUUCACUUUGCCCUGCUGCUGAUAAGUUACAAGCUUCUGCUUCACCAAGCAUGCCCAAGGUUGAAUUACCAGUUGUGGAGCCUCCAUCUGAUAUGAAGAGAGCGGUUGAUAAGAUAGUUGAAUUUAUCCUCAGAAACGGGAAAGAAUUUGAGACCAUUCUUGUCGAACAGGAUCGUACAUAUGGAAGAUUUCCCUUUCUUCUGCCAUCAAAUUUGUAUUAUCCCUACUAUCUUAAAGUUCUUCAUAAAUCUGAAGAGUCAAAGUUACCUGGCAAGGGUUCCAGUUCUGAUAGGCAUGAUUCAACAGGGCUGGGGGUGGACAAGAAAAAGGCUAUAUCCAAAGAGAGUGAUACACUAUCCUUAGGAUCUGAUAUACCUUAUGAUUCUGACAAGAAGGAAAAGUUUAAGAUGGUAAUAAGCAAGUCAAAGAAGGAUGGACAAGAACAACCUUCAAAAGUCACCCAGCCUAAUGUUGGUGUCACUAUGGAUGCAGCUGCAGCUGCUGCCAUUCUUCAGGCAGCGACACGAGGCAUUAGAAACCCCAAUCUAGAUAUUCUAUCAAAGACAUCUUUAAAUGGUUCCAGUCAAGGCCCUAGCAGUGAGGGUGGACAGGCUUCUCAGCCUCAGAGCUCUAAACAGUUGCUGGAUCAGAAGGGGAAGCCAAGUAUUCCUGUCCCUGUUGCGAAUGCUAUCGCAAAGUCAGCUGCUAUUGCAGCUGCAAGUGAGGCUGACUCAUCCGAAGCCAGCUUGACAGAAGAGCAGAAGUUGAAGGCUGAGAGAUUAAAGCGGGCAAAGGUGUUUGCUGCCAUGAUUAAAGGUAAAGCAGCACCUUCAAAAGAUGAAACAUUGCGCGGGUUAUCUGUAGAACCUCCAGAUUCUGGGUUUUCUGGGUCAGGUGCUGAGUUUGCAAAUCUCUUGGGCAAAGAAAGAGAGGGCAGUUCAGUUCCAGUUGAUGUUGAUACUUCUGACAAAAAUGAGAACGUUGAAAUGAAAGAUAUUGGUGAAGAUAGUGAAAGACGUUCAAAGAGGAAGUAUCGUUCAAGAUCUAAUAGGGAUGUAGAAGAGGAGGAAGAAGAAGAAGAAAAGGAAGAAAAUGAUCACAAGCGCUCUAAAAAGAAACAGCAUUAUCGUCGAUCUUCACACCACAGCAGGGACAGAAAAAGACAUUCCUCUUCGAAGGACAGAGAUUCUCGGCAUCGGCACUCACGACAUCGGCAUAAGCAACAUAAAUCCUCUGAUGAUGAAUCUCAACAGUCCAAGGAUUUACAGAAGCGUGAUAGCUCCUGCGACAAUGAGCAUCACCAUUCUCUAUCUCGACACAAGCAUGGUUGCUCCUCUGACGAUGAGCACCACCGUCGUCGACAUCGAAGCAAACACAAAUAUAGCUCCUCUGAUGAGGAGCACAGACACCGAAGCAAAGGUCAUAAGCAUAGGAAGAGGUCUCACUCGGAAAGAGAAAUGGACUUGGAGGAAGGGGAGAUUAAAUCAGAUCAAUCAAAAGCAAGCAAUAUCAAUGCCCGUAGUAGAGAAACUUCUGUGGAUAUAUCAAAAUCAUAUCAUGCUAGUAGGGAACCUUCUGUGGAUUUAUCAAAAUCAAAUCAUGAUGGAAGGGCUUCAUCUCAGCCCUCCAACUCAACUAAUGAAGUUCCUGAUGAUUUGAGAGCAAAAAUCCGAGCCAUGUUGAUGGCAACCUUGUAAUAUUUACUUAAAUUAGCAGCGUAACACUUUAACCUUCUUUUGUAAUAUUACUUAUCAUAAUCUAUAUUUUUGUUUAAUGUAAGCCAAUUUUGCAAUC